CGCCACCAUCCUCCCCAACGUCCAUCGUCGCUGCCAGUCCUUUCCGUCCCCACGAUCCUGAUCCGACACGACGUGCGCCGACUCUCCGGUUUGGCCUCUCCCCUGUCUGCGCCUCGGCCUGCCCAGGGAGAAACGCCCGCGACCAACGACUCCCGCGCCGGCAUGCCGGCCCCGUGAGACACUCUUCUCUCUUCUUUCCACCCCGCCACGUCCGUCGCCUAUAACCCCCCGCCAGCUCUGCCGCCCACACGCGCGCCACCACCGCCCGCUCAAGCACCGGAAUGCCUUCAUCGGCUGCUCUCGUCGAGCAUGCCCCCUCCAUGUCCGAUAUUGCGCGCGACCAGGUGAAGCAGGUGCGCCAUCAGGUCGGCGCCGUCGUCGCGCCCGCCGCGCCCGGCACCGGCAGGAAGGAUCCGGCCGUGUGUCCUACCGACGACGAGGCCCUGACCCCUGGCAAGAAGGAUACGCGAACCUGGAAUUAUGUGUGGCGGUCCGGAGUCGCUGGCGGUAUGGCCGGCUGCGCGGCCAAGACGCUCGUCGCUCCCCUCGACCGGGUCAAGAUACUCUUCCAGGCCAGCAAUCCUCAGUUCGCCAAGUAUACCGGCUCUUCCUUCGGCGUUGCUACCGCCAUGAAGGACAUCUACCUCUCCGAAGGCGGCCGCGGCCUCUACCGCGGGCACUCCGCCACCCUCCUCCGCAUCUUCCCCUACGCCGGCAUCAAGUUCCUCGCCUACGAGCAGAUCCGCGCCGUUCUCAUUCCCAACCAGAGCCUCGAGACGCCCCUGCGCCGUCUGCUGAGCGGCAGUCUCGCCGGUGUCACCUCCGUCUUCUUCACCUACCCCCUUGAGGUCGUCCGUGUGAGGCUCGCAUUUGAGACGAAACGCGAUGGCCGGUCCUCCCUCACCUCCAUCUGCCGGCAAAUAUACAAUGAACAGCCUCCGCAGAAGUCGGCCACGGCGCGGCUGCCCAACGCGCCCUUACCCGCCGCCGCCGCCGAGACAGUCAAGGCCGUCAACCCGCACGUCGGCCUGGUCAACUUCUAUCGUGGCUUUGCGCCGACGCUGUUGGGCAUGCUUCCCUACGCGGGCAUGUCUUUUCUCACACACGACACCGUCAGCGACUUAAUGCGCCACCCGGCCAUCGCCAAGCACACGACGCUGCCUCGCAAUGCCAACCAUCCCGAGGGCAAGCCCGCCGCGCUACGAUCAUGGGCGGAACUCACUACGGGCGGUAUCGCCGGCCUGGUGUCGCAGACGGCGUCCUACCCGUUGGAAGUAAUCCGGCGGCGUAUGCAGGUCGGUGGCGCCGUGGGGGACGGGCGCAAGCUCAAGCUGGGCGAGACGGCGCGGACCAUCUUGCGCGAGCGAGGCAUGCGCGGCUUCUUCGUCGGCUUGACGAUUGGCUACGUCAAGGUCAUCCCCAUGGUGGCCGUCAGCUUUUACACGUAUGAGCGCAUGAAGCUCGUGUUUGGAAUAUGAGACUCGCUCGGGUUGGAAACGUUGCUUGGGCUUUGGUUCUUUUGUGGUUUUGUUCUGGCGUUGGGCGGCAUGACUUGCGGGUGAAGCACACUGCAUGGGAAGAGGAGCCGGUUUUCGACCGCUGGCCACGCAUCGAUCAAUCGCGAUGGGAGAGGAUUCGGUGGCUUUGUGCAUAGAAGGUAGAUUGAUGCCAUCCUACAUAGUUGUACAUGUAGAUUUCUCUCUUCUAUUCUGGCUCGCAUGCACGUGAGCGUAGCGCCGGUCUGCGCGGCAGAGGGGACAUGUGUGGUCUGUGUGCACCUCAAUGGUCGAGUAGCACGCGGCG
Purpureocillium takamizusanense is the source of this 1803-nucleotide messenger RNA. RefSeq names its product coenzyme A transporter. Bases 282 to 1478 code for a protein of 398 amino acids. Gene Ontology annotation, biological process: transmembrane transport. The record is from RefSeq and is a predicted model, not a curated record. NCBI's taxonomy places the organism in Eukaryota, Fungi, Ascomycota, Sordariomycetes, Hypocreales, Ophiocordycipitaceae. The transcript is spliced from 2 exons.